UCCGCCUCCCGGAGAGCCAUGUCGAAGGCGAACAGCCCGCCGGCUCACCCCCGCUUCGCGCACGCACGCAAGAGCUCCGUGGGUUCGCGGUGAGCACGCAGGCGCGGCGCCGCACAUGGCGGAGCACCUCCUCUCCACGGCCGUGCACCGCACCAUGCCGGGGAACUACGUCCGGCCGGAGGCGCAGCGCCCGCGCCUCGCGGAGGUUGUCUCCGGCGCGCCCAUCCCCGUCGUCGACCUCGCGUGCCCCGACCGCGCCGCCGCCGUCGCCGCCAUCGGCGCCGCCUGCCGCUCGCACGGCUUCUUCCAGGUCCUGAACCACGGGAUCGACGACGGGCUGAUCGCGGAGGUGAUGGCCGUGGCGCGGGAGUUCUUCCGGCUGCCCGCGGAAGAGAAGGCCAAGCUGUACUCCGACGACCCGGCCAGGAAGAUCCGGCUGUCCACCAGCUUCAACGUGCGCAAGGAGACGGUGCACAACUGGCGCGACUACCUUCGGCUGCACUGCCACCCCCUCGACCAGUUCGUGCCCGAUUGGCCGUCCAACCCGCCCGACUUCAAGGAGACCAUCAGCCGCUACUGCAGGGAGGUCCGGGCGCUGGGGUUCAGGCUGUACGCGGCGAUCUCGGAGAGCCUGGGCCUGGAGGCGAGCUACAUGGAGGAGACGCUGGGGGAGCAGGAACAGCACAUGGCCGUCAACUUCUACCCGCCGUGCCCCGAGCCGGAGCUCACCUACGGGCUCCCCGCCCACACCGACCCCAACGCGCUCACCAUCCUGCUCAUGGACCAGGACGUCGCCGGCCUGCAGGUGCUCCACGCCGGCCGGUGGGUCGCCGUCAACCCGCGGCCCGGCGCGCUCAUCGUCAACAUCGGCGACCAGCUGCAGGCGCUGAGCAACGGGGAGUACCGGAGCGUGUGGCACCGCGCCGUGGUGAACUCAGACCGGGAGCGCCUGUCGGUGGCGUCGUUCCUGUGCCCGUGCAACGACGUCGUGCUGGGCCCCGCGCGGAAGCUCGUCACGGAGGAGACCCCCGCCGUGUACAGGAGCUACACGUACGACGAGUACUACAAGAAGUUCUGGAGCAGGAACCUGGACCAGGAGCACUGCCUCGAGCUCUUCAGGACCUAGCUAGCCGCCGGCGCCACUCUUCUUCGGAAAAGAUGGGAUUGUUUGGUUGUUCGUCCUCAACGUUCUGCAAAUAAGGUGACUUUUCUGCUGUUUGUCGUUGCAGACGGUUUGCAAGAAGAUCGAAAAAGGAGUUUUGGUUACAAUAGCCCGAUUUCGGACAAGGUUCAUACUAGAAGUGGAAAGGAGUGUAGGAAUUCACAGAAUACAUGUACUAGUUCUGUUACGUGCGGUUACCAAAUACAUGUACUUUCCAGAACCAAUUUCAAGAACAGAAUCCAUGAAAUUUGCACUUCA
This is a messenger RNA of Panicum hallii, 1420 nucleotides long. Its product is annotated as flavanone 3-dioxygenase 2-like. The coding region runs from base 116 to 1126 and encodes 336 amino acids. NCBI's taxonomy places the organism in Eukaryota, Viridiplantae, Streptophyta, Magnoliopsida, Poales, Poaceae. The record is from RefSeq and is a predicted model, not a curated record. The transcript is spliced from 3 exons.